Molecule: messenger RNA, 621 nt
Organism: Micromonas commoda
Lineage: Eukaryota; Viridiplantae; Chlorophyta; Mamiellophyceae; Mamiellales; Mamiellaceae
Exons: 2
Coding region: 1-621 (206 amino acids)
Source: RefSeq, a predicted model, not a curated record
AUGCCCUCGUUUUCACACUCCUCCCGCGCCGCGCCCAUGAUCGUCGCGUCCGUAUCGCUCAAGCCCGUCGCGACCGCACGCGUCUCCGCGGGUAAACUGCGCGCGCGCCCCUCCAGCCAAGGGCGGGGCGCCGCGCGGAGGCCGGGAGGCUUCUCAGCGGAGCACGAAGCCAGGUUAUCGUCGGAGAACCCAACCGGAGGUAACACCUCCAUGGACGAGGCAUCCGUCGUUGACCCGUACGGCCACGUCGCCGACGUUAUGUCAAGUCCGGCGCGCACGCUCACCACGGGUCUGCCUCUGGAGGACGCCAUCGUCGCGACAACCAUGGAGCGCUACCAGACAGGGGCGUGCUGCGGCGUGUUAUCCAGAACGGACCUCGACAGGGUCAAAAGCCUCGGCGGAUACACCGUGGAGGACGUGAUGUCGAGCCCGCCGCGCACCUGCAAGCAGCGCGCGACGGUGGCCUCCGUCGCCGGCAUGAUGCUGAAGCACAAGAUCCACCGCAUCCCCGUCGUUAACGACCGCGACGUGCCCAUCGGCAUCGUGACGAGGACCGACAUCUUCGAGCCCCUCCUCGCCAAGUCCCAGGACCUCCUCGUCAACCAGGAGACACGCAGGUGA